AUGGAUGAACCAAAGCUGGACAGCCUGCCGCCUCAGGCCGUUGCGGCGCUGGAUGCCGAUCCAGUCUCAGCUUCGGGGCCCGGCUCAGAAUCAACACAGGAGGACUCAGCACCCCAGAACCUCAUGCAUUCUCUGCCCGUCACCCCAGCGCUUGCCACCAGCAACCCCCUCGCAGACUCUUCGCAACCAGGACCUGUUUCAAUUGCGCCCGCUAUGUAUCCGGCAACCUCAAACGCCAGCACCCAUCCUGCUCCGGGUGGAAGUCCUGCGACCUGCCAGAACUGCGAGACGCACACCACCCCGCUAUGGCGACGAGACGAGACCGGUGCAGUUCUCUGCAACGCCUGCGGCCUCUUCCUCAAGCUCCACGGCCGGCCCAGGCCCAUCUCGCUCAAGACGGACGUAAUCAAGAGUCGUAACCGCGUCAAGACAAUACGGCCCGACCUCGCCAAGCAGAAAAAGGCACAGGCGCAAGCACAACAACAGCACCUGGCUCAAGCAGGUGACAUGAACGGCGCAGACCUCGGCGCUGUAAACGGUGCCCGUAGGGCCUCGCAGAAAUCAGCCAAUGGAGUCUUGGACGACACACACUCUCCGAUUUCCCGGACCGGCACGCCCACCCUCUAUGCCUCGCACAUAGCCCCCAUGUACCAGAACCUUGAGGACCAGUUCCAGGCCCAACAGUUAUCCGGGUUUGGGGGACCCGACGGCCGUGCCCCAUCGCCUUUGAACGGCGACCGCCUCGAUAUGCCGCAGACAAACGAACAGAUUCUUGCGACCAAUGCGAGCUUGAAGACGCGCGUGAGCGAACUCGAAGUCAUCCAGGAACUGUACAGGGGAAGGAUCCAGCAGCUUGAGCAAGAGGAAGCGAACCGACAGGCGCAAGAGAAGAGCAAGUCCGAGGCCAAUGAGCAGCUUCACACACAGCUCAGUGUCAUGAACGAGUCGCAUGCGCAGCUGCAGAAGGAACUCGAGGAGAGCCACAGAAGAGAGAACAUGCUCAAGCGAAGGCUCGACGAGCUCGAGGUUGAGCUUAAAGAGGCUAAAGAGUCGCUUGAGGUCCAGGACAACAGCCGUGCUAAAAAGCCCCGUCUCAACGACGCUGCUCCCACCCCAGAGGAGGCAGCAUUGGCCUCCCUGCCGGAGUCAUAG
Messenger RNA from Chaetomium globosum CBS 148.51, 1152 nucleotides. RefSeq lists its product as uncharacterized. Gene Ontology annotation, biological process: negative regulation of transcription by RNA polymerase II; positive regulation of transcription by RNA polymerase II. Bases 1 to 1152 code for a protein of 383 amino acids. Gene Ontology annotation, molecular function: RNA polymerase II cis-regulatory region sequence-specific DNA binding; DNA-binding transcription factor activity, RNA polymerase II-specific; zinc ion binding. The transcript has 4 exons. The record is from RefSeq and is a predicted model, not a curated record. Lineage: Eukaryota; Fungi; Ascomycota; Sordariomycetes; Sordariales; Chaetomiaceae.